Messenger RNA from Lodderomyces margitis, 3009 nucleotides. It is a transcript of the gene RAD1, whose product is annotated as ssDNA endodeoxyribonuclease. Gene Ontology annotation, biological process: double-strand break repair via single-strand annealing, removal of nonhomologous ends; double-strand break repair via homologous recombination; resolution of meiotic recombination intermediates. The transcript has a single exon. Lineage: Eukaryota; Fungi; Ascomycota; Pichiomycetes; Serinales; Debaryomycetaceae. Gene Ontology annotation, cellular component: nucleotide-excision repair factor 1 complex. Bases 1 to 3009 code for a protein of 1002 amino acids. The record is from RefSeq and is a predicted model, not a curated record. Gene Ontology annotation, molecular function: single-stranded DNA endonuclease activity; damaged DNA binding; single-stranded DNA binding.
AUGUCAUCGCUAUUUGUUCAAGAUGAGGAUGGUUUAGAAGAGCAGCAAUCAGAGUUGCUUCAACAACAGAAUGAAGAGAUUUGGAGCCGAUCACGGCCCAUAGAUUCGCAGUCUCAACAUAAUACAACACAGCAAUCAGACCCAUCCAUCCCAAUUGUGUUCCAUGAUGAAUCCACUAUACCGAUAUACCCCCAUCGUGAAGUUAACUGCUCCCUACCGCUAAAAUAUCAGCAAGAAGUUCUCGAAGAAAUGUUGGUCAAAGACGCGCUACUAGUCCUAGGUCGAGGAUUAGGCUGGGAAUCAAUAACAGGCAAUUUACUUUAUUCUUUAAGUUCCCCAUUCGUUCAACUAAGCAAGACCCAGAAGAAGAAGAGUUUGGUUUUCUUGUUAAAUGCUAAAGAUUCGGAGAUAAUACGGUUGAGUGAAGAGUUGGAUGACUUGAGUUGGAUCAAUGAUGAUAAUGGCAACAGAUUUGUGACUGUUUCUGGUGAAUCGCAAUCAUCAAAACGAAAAUUGAUAUAUUCAGAAGGUGGAAUAAUUUCAAUAACACCUCGUGUGUUAGUGGUAGAUAUCUUGUCUGGUAUAUUGGACGUUAAUGACAUAACAGGCUUAUUUGUCUUGCAUGCUGAACGGAUCAAGGAAACCUCAAAUGAUGCAUUCAUCAUUAGCUUAUUUCGCGAUAAGAAUGAGUGGGGGUUCAUCAAAGCAUUCUCCGAUGAGCCUGAAUCCUUUACCGGUUUUACACCACUAGCGACAAAGUUGAAAGUACUACGAGUUGCAAAUGUGAUUCUUUGGCCUCGUUUCCAUGUUACUGUGACACAGUCAUUCCAGUACCAUAAAAAGAAAGACAGUAAACGAUUUGUGACUGAAAUCAAUACCCAAAUGUCGUAUAAAAUGAAUAAAAUACAGGCAGCACUUUUAUCGUGUAUACAAGCAUGUCUUGGAGAAUUGAAGCGACAUAAUCCUACAUUGGCUACAGAGUACUGGGACAUGGAAAAUAUACAUGAUCCACAUUUUAUCCGAGUGAUUCGAAUAUCGCUAGAUCCGCAAUGGCACCGGUUAACUUACACAACUAAACAAUUGAUGAAUGACCUUGCAAUAUUGCUUGAGUUGUUGGAAAACUUGGUGACGUUGGAUUCUAUGGCAUUUUAUCAAGUUGUGAAAAAUAUAGUGGAUGUGAAUUUAAAACAGACCGUGGUGGGAAUGAAUAGAUCAAUGAGUCCAUGGUUGAACCUUGAUGAGUCUCAAACAGUGAUAGAGUACGCCAAGGAGAGAGCUUUGGGCAAAUAUAACGGAGAAUACAUUUUGGAGGAAUUGCCUAAAUGGAAUCAAUUGGGCAUUUUAAUUGAUGAUAUAUUGCAUGAGAAAUUGCUGAAUAACACGGAGAACCAUGGCAAGAUUUUGAUUAUGUGUUCAAGUAGGAAAGUCGCUAAUCAGUUGAACAAGAUUUUGACAACGAUGAAGGAAAGGAAGCAGGGGGUUAAUAGGCAUUUUUCAUGUCGAUCGUACAUGGUGAGCAAGCUUCGCGACUACUUACAGUAUAAAGAGAUUAGCUCGUUGGUAAAUAAGAUUGCUAAUGAAUUAGACCAUACCGAAGACGAAAAUGGUGGAGCUUCCAAAGAGACAGAAAUAACUGUGUCCAAGACAUUUUCACGAAAUGGGCAACCUGUGAGUAAAAGACGCCGAACUAGAGGUGCUAGUGUGGUUGCGCGCGUGCAUAAAUUACAUACCGGUGGUAAUGGGGGAGUUGAUGACAAUUCUGAUGAGCUAGAAAAUGAGAAUAUUAUCGACUUGUUGGAUGAAGAUGUGAAUGAGGUGGUAGAGGGCGGUUUAUUGGAUGAUUUAGUCUCCCCUAACGAAUUAAACUUUGACUGGAUCAACAGUGACGAUCAGAUAUUGGUGCAGGUUUACAAUGACAAGCACGAUGCUUCAUUUUUGGAAGAGCUUUCGCCGUCGCACGUUAUAAUGUAUGAGCCUGAUUUAUCAUUCAUUCGAAGAAUUGAAAUUUAUCAAGCCAUCAGUAGCAAUAACCCAGCAAAAGUAUACUUUAUGUAUUACGGAAAUUCUGUCGAAGAACAGAAACACUUGUUACGUAUUAAAAAGGAAAAAGACGCUUUUACUAGGUUAAUUAGAGAAAAGGCAAAUUUAAGUAAACAUUUUGAGACUGCCGAUGAUAAUGUCAAAUUUCAAACUCACAAAUCACAAGUUGUCAAUACAAGAAUUGCAGGUGGCGCCAGAUUUCGUACUGAAGAUGAUGAAAUGAGAGUAGUUGUCGAUGUUAGAGAAUUUGGGUCGUCAUUGCCUAACUUGUUGUACAAGAUUGGCAUUCGUGUUGUACCAUGUAUGAUUACCGUUGGAGACUAUAUCGUUUCCCCUCGAAUUUGUAUUGAAAGAAAAUCAAUCCCCGAUUUGAUUGGAAGUUUUAAAAGUGGUAGACUCUAUAAUCAAUGUGAACAAAUGUUUAAGCAUUACGAUUUGCCAGUUUUGUUGAUUGAAUUUGAUGAAAAUAAAUCAUUUUCUUUGGAAACGUUUAGUGAAUCGAAAUUCAUCAAGACCAAAGCUAAUUUGACUAAACCAAGCACUGCAAUAGAUACUAAGUUGCGGCAGAAUUUACAAUCACAAAUAUUUUCACUACUUUAUUCAUUUCCUAAAUUGAAGAUAAUUUGGUCUUCAUCACCGUAUGAAACAGCGCAAAUUUUUCUUGAGCUUAAAGCAAAUCAAGAAGAGCCAGAUGUGGGGAUAGCAUUAGACAAGGGUGUAAACAAAAACUUGAUUACUCAAGGAGGAGGAAGUGGUGGAACUAACGAUGGUGGCCCAGCAAUUCUUAAUGACGAUCCCAUUGACUUUAUUCAAAAUGUGCCAGGAAUAAACAAUCUGAAUCUAUAUAAAGUUGUGCAAAGAGUGGAAAAUAUAGUUGAAUUGGUUAAAUUGUCUCAAGAUGAAUUUAUUGAUUUGUUGGGCGUUGAGAAUGGGCGUAAAGCGUAUACUUUUUUCAAUAGAACUGUUUAG